Molecule: messenger RNA, 2215 nt
Organism: Neocloeon triangulifer
Lineage: Eukaryota; Metazoa; Arthropoda; Insecta; Ephemeroptera; Baetidae
Gene: Orai
Product: calcium release-activated calcium channel protein 1
Exons: 5
Coding region: 184-1011 (275 amino acids)
Biological process (GO): store-operated calcium entry
Cellular component (GO): membrane
Molecular function (GO): store-operated calcium channel activity
Source: RefSeq, a predicted model, not a curated record
CGAUCGUCGUCCCUCUAUUCUCGCAUUUUGCAUUAUUUUAUUCUGGCUGCCCGCGUUGGGAAAGGUGGCGCGUGCGAUUAUUUAGUGCCCCUAGCGAAAAUAAAACAGAGCUGCCGAGUCGUCUGCGGUUUCGCUUGUUGUUCCGUCGCAAAAGAGUGUGUGUAAGCCCUGAGGCUUGGCCCAAUGUCCACGUGGUCCGACGGAUCUGCGAGACUGGCCUUGUUCCCGCCGGCGCCGCCGUCGAGCAGCUUUUCGUGUGGCGUCGAUCCGCAGUCUUCGGUGUCCGACUUCUAUUGGAACAACCGGAGGCUGACUCAGGUACCUCCACCUCCUCUUCAUCUACUUGCUCCUCCGCCAAAGGCAAGGAUGUCGCAGGUUGGAGACGGAUUGCACACGCCGAUGCAGCUCUCUUGGCGCAAACUUCAGCUCAGCAGGGCCAAACUGAAAGCUUCCAGCAAGACUUCCGCUCUGCUCUCCGGCUUCGCUAUGGUAGCGAUGGUUGAGGUGCAACUUAACGAGAAGACACAAGUGCCCAAUGGAAUGUUGAUCGCCUUUGCUGUGUGCACCACAUUGCUCGUUGCGGUGCACUUGUUGGCGCUGAUGAUCUCAACCUGCAUACUCCCUAACGUUGAGGCCAUAUGCAACGUGCACAACGCCAACCUGGUCAAUGAAUCGCCCCAUGAGCGGCUUCACUGGUACAUCGAGGCUGCUUGGGCGUCGUCAACCCUUUUAGGCCUCUUGCUCUUCCUGAUCGAAAUUGCCAUUCUUUGUUGGGUGAAAUUUUACGAUUACUCAGUUGAAGCGGCCUGGUCUGCAUGCAUAGUGCUGAUUCCGGUGGUGUUUCUUUUUUUGGUUUUUGCGUUGCAUUUCUACCGCUCUCUGAUGACCCACAAGUACGAGGUGUCUGCCAGUGGCAUCCGAGAACUCGAGGCACUCAAACAGCGCAUGGACGAGGAGGACUUGGAGAGCAAUAGGACUAACAACGGCAACUUCAACGUGCAAGUUGUGUGAAGUUUGCUCUUUAAAUUACUCAGCGUUGGUUUUUUCCUUAUUUAUACUUUUGUGUGUUUCUUUCUUAUUCCUUUACUUGACUUAAUUCAGAGAAUUGACGCAGAUAUAUUUAUGUGUUUACUGAAAUUGUAUUGGCAUUUAUAUUGACACAUAAUGAACAUCACAAAAUGAAAAUUUUAAUAUUUUUCUUCUGGUACUUAAUAAUUUAAGUAGCCUUUUGGAUGCUGCCUUUUUGGGUGUCUGAAGCACACAUUAAAUUUUUUAUUGCUCUCUUAUACACAUACCAAAUUAUAAAUUGGGUCCUCUGUAGGAUAUAAGAUUUAAACAAACUGUGUUCACAACGGAAAACUUUCUUAAUGACAGAAGUUUACAAGCGCCUAAAUGAUUAAGAUAUCAGCAGGAGACACUACUUUGAUCCCUUUUGAAACAUUUUACUGUGCAUAGUGUAUGAUAGCAUUUUUACUAUGUUAUUAAUUUAUUAAAAAGACCUGCAUUGUGUGAUUUUUAGAUUAAAUGAAAACAUGCCACUUGUAGAGCAGUCAUAGAGUAAAAAAUGACAAAAACUAACAAAUAUUGAAACUAUGUUGUUUCCAUGAAUGAGAUAAACGGGCCUUUAAAAAUAAAACCCCAGUAAUUAAUAGUGGUUUUAUCCAUAGUUUUCAUGUAAUAUUAACAACUUUUUGUAAUUUUAUACUCAUUGAAUUUGUAACAAAGCAAUACAAUGACAAAUUACCAAUUUUUAAUUUAAAUGAUUUAUUGUGUGUAAUAUCUGAAUAUAAAGAACCACUUGAUCUGAAUUUAUUUUUCACGACUGUUCACCACAAUAAGAUGAUAUGAAUAGAUUUAUGUUUGUAAAUAAAUGACAAGUUGGGCUCGUGUACACAUCAAUGAAACCGGCAAAGAUCUUUAACCCAAUUACUUUGAAUUGUUUACAAUCUGUUGCAGAAUUUCCCGAGGCAAUAAAUCUUACAAAGUUUACACAAUCUACAAACGAUAUGUAUUGAUAAAACGCAAUAAACACACAAAAAUAAAGUUGCCUUUUAUCUCUGACCAGUGACUAAGUAUAAUUGUCAUGAAUUUUCAAUGAAGUUUGACUAUCCUUGAGACUUUAGUGAUAAGAUGAAAGUCUGGAGAUAUUUUAUUAUCACUAAUAUAAGCAUGAUUGCUAAUUGCUUCUUUUUAUUGGAAUGACGGAAUGCCCUUU